AAAAAUUCCCGGAAAAUGCAGAAUCAGGACGACUUUCGUAAUCUCCCCAUAGACAUUGCUUUAGCUCGUCUCGGAGUAAACUAUUUUAUCAAAAAAAUCUAUAAUAAAUUGAGAGCUAAGAUAUCGGCGGCGUUUUCGUCGCUGCCGAAGGAUAUCGAUCCUUACUUCCAAACCCUAGACCCCGAAGGGAUUGGUUACUUGGAAGCCAAACAAAUAUAUGGUAUUCUUCUGAAGUUAACUCCAGAAAGCCGUAAUAUUUUUGGCCGGCUUUCAGGUGCUGCUGGUGUUUGGGAGUCAAUCGUGCAAUCUUUUGAGAAAGACCAUAUUUACCUUGGUGAGGCUGCUCAGAUAAUGGUCCAGAAUGUUAAUUAUGAAAUACCAUAUCAGAAAAAGCAGGUCCAAAGGACUCAACAGCAACUGGCUGAACUAGAGCGCAAGGAAGCUGAUAUUAAAAGAAAUGCAGCUCUUUCAGCAGCUAAAUUUGCAGAGGCUUGUCAAGAGCUAGGAUUGCAGGGAAUAAAUGUGAGGUCGGAACUGUUAGAAACUGCAAAGAAAUCUCUCCCAAGCACAUUUAAGAGGAUUCUGGAAGUCUCAAGUGGUGAUUCUGUGUCACGGGCAAUUGAGUUUUAUUCAAAUUUUGUCAGAGAUGUGCAUACGGAAAAUGAUAAAACUUCCGGGACUGUGUUACCAAAUCUAAGGGACAUUAUUGAAAACCCGCCCUCUCUGAAUGUUUCUGUGGGCUCUGAAGUUCUUGAUACUGUGAAUGUUGAUGCCCGCCUUGAUGAAUCAAACUAUGUAACUGGGGAGAUGGGAGUUGUAGCUGAUAUUAUUGACUGGGAUAUUACUGUCGACAACUCUCAGAUAGAUUGGGAUAUUGGUACUGUGGAAGAAACAGAAGAUACUGGAAAUGGAUUGGGUCCUUAUGAGAUUGUGAAUGCCAAUGAGUUUUUACAAAAUUCUCCAUUGAAUGAUGAUGGUGUGGAAUCUGAUGAGACCUUGUUAAAUAAGAAGGAAGAUGUUGUGGUCCCAGAGGUCUCUGUGUCAGAGAUUUCUUGGGAUAUUAGUGUUGAGAAUCCUCAAGUUCAUGUGAUUGAAGAUACAGGCUUGUCAAAUGCAGUCUUGGAGUCUCAUACAUCUAUUCCAAAUAUUGUAACUGAAACCCAAGAAAUCGCCCAACAGAGAAGCCAGCUUUUGGAGACGGAGUACAGGAAUAAGAUUCUUGAUGACCUAUUUGAGAUUAAAGCAUUCUUGAAUCAGUGGUUGACGGAGUUGACAAAUAACGAAACUCUGUCCUUGCAACAUCAAGUCCAGGCAGUUGCUCCUUUAGUGUUGCAGCAGUACUCUUCUGAUACAAUUCAGAAGAUGUUGUCUGAUGUUUCUUUGGCCAUCUCCUCACUGACAAAUAGAAAAACCAGGGAUCAGAUCAUGAUUCUCAACUCAAAAAGAUUUCUCGAUAGACUAGUGAGUACACUAGAGGAAAAGAAACACCACCAAGUGAAGUUGAAGGAGGGGUUGAAGGACUUGUCUGCCAAACGGAUGGAGCUGCAGAAUUCAUUGACAUCAUUGUGGCCAAAGCAGGAAGCGGCUCUGGCCAAAACCAGGGAGUUGAAAAAGCUUUGUGAGAGUACACUGUCAUCCAUGUUCGAUGGAAGACCUGUCCAUAUAAUUGGAGAGAUCAAUUCCUUGUUGAGCACUAGUCUCAGCUCAUAAAUCGUUGUCAUUACUCAGAAUUUGUUUUUUGUUUCUUGUUACAUAUUCAGUGAUUAACAUGUUCCCUUUGUCAAUCAAAUGCUGAUCGUGUUCCCAAUAACAAUCUGCAGUUCCUUACCUUGGAAAUUUUACAUUACCCUCCGUCCCAUCUUAUAUAUUGAAAUUACAGCAUUUUUUAGUAGCUUAA
Molecule: messenger RNA, 1897 nt
Organism: Camellia sinensis
Lineage: Eukaryota; Viridiplantae; Streptophyta; Magnoliopsida; Ericales; Theaceae
Source: RefSeq, a predicted model, not a curated record